Messenger RNA from Mesorhabditis spiculigera, 294 nucleotides. Lineage: Eukaryota; Metazoa; Nematoda; Chromadorea; Rhabditida; Rhabditidae. The record is from the annotation of a GenBank genome assembly.
AUGACUUUUCUCCACUUAAUCUUACUAGUAAUUUACUUUUGCUUCACUUUUUCGACAGAAAUCCACGACCUCCAGCGAUUCCCGAACUCCCAGGAGGUCCCACAGCGCUGCAGGGCUACUCGGAAAGUGUAUGAUGGCGUCCUUGGAAGGAUUUGCGGUCAAGCCUUCUCAAAGGCCUACCAGUACAGUAUCCGCCGUAAUUCUUGCACCAUGGUGACAAAUCCGAAUACUUGCUUGAAGGAUCACCAAUUCCGGACGCAGGAGGAGUGCGAGAGGAUGUGCAAAGUUCAGGAC